AUGGCGCGCGGCGCGCCACAGCAGAUCAGAUACGAGCCUUCGCAGCCAAAAACCAAUUCUGGUGGGAACUGUCAGGCAGUGGAGGAGGAGGAGGAGACCAUGAUGAAGCACCUGCAACGGGCGGGCGAGGUCAUAGCCCUGUAUCGCAGGUGCCUCGAGGUCGCGCGGCUGUUUCCGGAUCCGUGCGGCCGCAAUUAUCUCCACUACUACGUCGUCGAGAAGUUCCGGAAGCGGAGCACCGAGACGAGCCCGACGAUUAUCGGCCGGCACAUCAAGCAGGGGAGGAACGCGGUGCGUCGGCUCAGGCGGUCGCUGCACUCGCGACGGGACUAUCAGCACGUCAUCGAGCUCGCGUACGGACGCAAGGGCCCGUUCAAGCACCUGCUGAGGGAGGCAGAGAUCGAGGCGAGCCAGCCACCCAAGCUCGCGAGGCCGCCGAGGUUCAUGCUGGAGCCGCUGCCCGGCGCGUCGGGGGAGACGUUCACGCUGGCGUCCCUCGAGAAGUUCCUCGAUCCAAGCACGAGGGAAGCGACGGGUGCGGCGGCGGCGGAGAGGGAGGCGACCGAGGCGUCCGCCAGGUUGCAACUCGCGGUGCUCAGGGAGCUGGUGCCGACGCGAUGGGUGAGACGCGCAAAGUUUGCCGCCCCGCGGGAGGAGGACGCGUCGGAGGAGGACGCGUCGCAUCCGACGAAAUCGCCAAACGACGAAGCGGGACGCGAUCGACGAGCGUGGAAGCGGGAUUGGCUCCCGGCACCGUGGGACGUCGACAGGUCGCCGCCUCACGAGGUGCGCGGGACGUCGCGGGGCACCGGCGCGGAGGCCCGACCGCCGUCGAGGCACUGGUCGGGCGCGUCGACGGCGGCGUGGAUGGUGAACCACCUCGCGCUGAUCAGGACCACGUUCGUACCGGCGGUGGAGGCGAUGAGCGCGGACGGGGCGAUCGGAAGGGCGUGGCGGCGGCUGUACGCGUCGACCCUGGGCGAGCCGAGGCAGCGCGACGCGCUGAGGGUCGAGGGCGCGCCGGAGAGCUGGAGGGACCCGCACGUGCCGUUCAAAUCGACCGGUCUGGUGCUGAGGUUCAGGGACCGCGUCGUGGACGAGAUAGACCCGGCGGGGAUGGGCGCGCGCGACGGGGACGAGGCGUAG
Messenger RNA from Micromonas commoda, 1146 nucleotides. RefSeq lists its product with no specific name. The transcript has a single exon. The record is from RefSeq and is a predicted model, not a curated record. Lineage: Eukaryota; Viridiplantae; Chlorophyta; Mamiellophyceae; Mamiellales; Mamiellaceae. The coding region runs from base 1 to 1146 and encodes 381 amino acids.